Chara braunii is the source of this 3893-nucleotide messenger RNA. NCBI's taxonomy places the organism in Eukaryota, Viridiplantae, Streptophyta, Charophyceae, Charales, Characeae. The record is from the annotation of a GenBank genome assembly.
CGAAAAACAAUCACAUGUCAAAUGGCCAGGCAAGCUUGCAAUAACGAAAAGCGGAAGGCGAACGCUUCUCCUUCGCCAUCUCCGUGAGCAUAGUUGCUUGAGAACUAGUAAGUUACUAUUACCUUCAGUAAUCUGUGUGGUGUGACGUGAACAGGAACUCCGCCAAACUUAUCUCGUAGUCGGGUCUUUCGCUGCUGUCUUGAAGCUAUUCACUCCAGCACGAAGUCGUCGACGCAUCUGUAUCUCGCUGCUGCCUUCCCGUCUGUAGCUCAGAACCAGCAGUGUUUUGUUUCUCGUGUGUGUGUGUGUGUGUGAGAGAGAGAGAGAGAGAGAGAGAGAGAGAGAGAGAGAGAGAGAGAGAGAGAGAGAGAGAGAGAGAGAGAGAGAGNGGGAGAGAGAGAGAGAGAGAGAGAGAGAGAGAGAGAGAGAGAGAGAGAGAGAGAGAGAGAGAGAGAGAGAGGGAGAGAGAGAGAGAGAGAGAGAGCAGUCGGCGACGAUGUUUUCGGCGAAGAGGAGAACCCCAUCUGGUGGGCUUACGGAGAGAGGAAAGGACAAAAUCUCCAAGGAUGACGACUACUCGGUUUAUGAGCACACUCUUCGGCGGCUGAUAUCUGGGGCGAGAAUAAGCGCAGCGCCUCCAGCUGAUGUGCCCGGCGGAGGAUGGUUUGGCGCUACCAGCUGUGGUGGGGUAGGUAGGUGCGGAUCAAGCGUCAGCACGAGGACGGCAGGGUCUAGCUCGAAGAUAGUCUUCCGCCAUGUGGAGGAGCCUCCACCAUCGUUGGGGAAAUCGGCUGAGGUAGCGGCUAGUCGACAGGGCAAGGAGGUUGACCGGCAAGACGACGCAGAGGAGAGCUCCCCAUGCGCGAUCUGUUCCUCAUUCAGCUUGGGAACAUCCUGCGCUCAUUGCGAGAGGAAAAUCUGUGAGUUCUGCUGCAGAACGUGCGACGGGUGCCAGCAUGUGUAUUGCACGUCUUGCUCGACUCCGAACUAUGAGGAGCGUUAUGAUCGCACGUUCUGCCUGGAUUGCAAUGUCGAGGAGCUGCGCGGAGGUGGCAAAACGCACGCUGUCUCGUUUCCUCCGCCGUUCGCCCCGGUCGAAAGGAAAACCAAGAUGGAUUACGUGCCGCUCUCCGUAGCAUUCAUGCUUUGUCCACGUGCAAGCAGCAGCGGAAGUAACAGCAGCAGCAGCAGCAGUUGCAGCAGGAGCAGGGGAAUAGGAACUGCGUCAUCGUCUUCGUCGCUGUCGAUGUUCGCAUCAGCAGGAGCUAUUGGCGAUGCCAUGGAGAUGGAGGCAUGAGGCCAUCGUCUCCGUCUUUCUUCAAUGUCAAGGUAAAUCUUUCAAGAGAGGGAGGGAGGCUCGCGUAUGAGAGCUCCAAGCGACAACCUACCCUCCAGUCUCCCUUAGCUCCCAGGCAAUCCUCGCAGGAAGUUCCAUCCUCCAAUGGGAGCCCUGAGUCGGUUUGCGGUCACGAGUGGGGUACAGGUGGGAAUGGCGGCGGGAGAGGGGGGAGAGGAGAGAGUGGGUAGGACGGCGGAGCGAGAAGUUUGCUUCUGCCUUUCUUCCUUAAAUGUGUAUUGCUUAGAGUAGAUCCUAUGUCUGGACAUUAGAUCGUCUUCAUGAAGAGAUUCGCUCUCUUCCUAAAGUCUACACACACCUCUCUCUUGGUAACAAGCCGGCCGGCCCUUAUGGAGGUUGUGGCAGUGGGGUUGGUUGACAGGAAUGGCGGCGGCUGAUUGCAAAGAAUGGCCGACUUUUAUCGUCUUUUAUUUGGCCUGAGAUUGGAAAGAAAUGGCCGACUUUCAUCGUCUUUUAUUUGGCCUGAUGGCUGAGGACUGGAGCGGCGAACUGUUUUCGCCGCUAAUCUGUUUGGGUGGGGGCUUGUCCUAUUGCCCACGCAACGGAUGUGGGGCCAUAUUGCCUACGAACGGGUUCUUAAAAUCGCUCUCGGGGGUGCAACAGAAGGGCUCAAAAGGAAAAGUGCGCAUGCGGUAUGAACGAGAUUCACCUAUGGUAGUUCAGCUGAUGACCACCCUGGUCAAUGAUGGAUCGGGCACGUGGCUUUAACUUGAGAACUGAACAGGCCAAGCCGAAGGCGCCCAGGAGAGAAGUGUCUCUAUCUACGACUGGGUGCCGGGUUGAAGGCGUACCAUAUAUAUAUGGUUCCAUGGCUGGGCUAUGUGCCGUGCAGAUCGGCCCUAGGUAGUCCGAUGUAGCGCGCUAUAGGAGGCUAUAGCAGUCGCUGGCGUGUGUAUUUGUUGGCUUGGAAUGUAGAGCGGAGAUGACUGUUUGUUUCGUUUGGUUUGGUUUGGGGGGGAGCGGGGCAUGAUAUGAUGUCUUGUUUAGACAGGAUGUGAGAGCGAAAGGCGUUUUGUGUUAUUUUGUGUUAUUUGGUGUUAUUUGGUGUGCUGUAUAGUUCAGACGGGACCGGGCAAAGACACGUUUAGAAAUCUUGUUGCCGUGUUUUGGGGCUUUUAGAAAUCAAUCCCACGGAUUGUAUGAUGCACAGCUGAGUUUGACGCGUGCUUCGAGUUUAGACGGAGGAGGAACAGCAAGCUGUGUGAUUAGAGCUCUGAUGAAACGGGUGGCUGGCUCGAGGAGCGCUGUCGAGCAUCGAAGGGGUCAGCUUCACUCACUGGGUGACGUAAAAUAUACAGAUGAUUCGUUUCUUGUACAUCUGAGCUCCCAGUGUCCAACUUCACCGUGGUCUGUAUCCGAUGUAUUUCUCGAGUGUACCUUGUUUUAUUUUUUUCGGUUGCAUCUUUCGCCUACUUCUUUUUCUCUGUUCUGUUUUCGAGUUUUGACUCGGUUCUCUCAAUUGUGUGCAUAUUAUUGACAGAGACUGUAAUGAUUACUCCCAUGCGAAGGGCAAUGGUGGUUCUAUGCGGGGACGGUAUCAUCGGCGGUGUGUGAUCUUUUUGGACGGUAACGGUGGUUCGAUGUGAUGUCCGCAACGCUGGUUUCACUGUGGUUUAACUGUCGUUUACCCGUGAUUUACUGUAAUUGUGGUCUCACGUGGGUUUAACUGUGGUUUAACUGUGGUUUCACUGUGAUGUCACUGUUGGUUUCACUGUGGUUUCACGGCGGUUUGGUUUCGUGGUGGAUACUAACGGCGACGGUGAUAUGGGCAAAAUGCGAGUAUUAUGAACAGUGGAUUUGAUAUGGGAAUGAUAGCAGUGGGUUCCCUAUGGGAAUGGUAGUAGUGGGUUCCCUAUGGGGACGGUAAUGAGGCCGGCGACGAAGUCAAAUGAGGGGAAUGCACGUGGUUGUGGUUUGGAUGAGAGUCGGUGUGAUCCUUUCUGCUCUUAGAGUGGUACUCCAUUUCAUAAUAUUAUUCGGGUUGCUUUUCGGAUGAUCACUUGCAGGCUCACAUCAAAGGGGGGUUGCAUUUCAUCAUUGUUCCUUCACCGGUCGAAUGUGAAGUAGUGUAGUUUCUUCUUACAUCCGAUAUCCGAUUUCUCCUCCCCAAGUCGGGGUCCCAUUUGUUGGGCAAGUGCGGCUAUUCAUUCAUAUGGGAGUCUCUAUUCAAGUCAGGGUCCCAUUUGUUGGGGAAGUGCGGCCAUUCAUUAAUAUGGCAGUCUAUUUGGUAUGCGCCUGGAAAACGGUUCAGGUUCGACGUAUCUUUUUCUCGCACUGCUUCCGAUUGCAUUUGGCAGACGUCCAUUCGCUAUGGCUUGUGAACCUGACAGCGUCGCUCGAAGUAUUUAGUCUUUGGGCUCGAGUUUUAUUUUAUUUUAUACUCUUUAUACUUUGUGCUCGAGUUUUAUUCCAAUGAGACAACCGGGGCCCGGGAACACACCCCAGUGGGAGAUGUUUUGUUUGCUACCAUGACGACUGACGACGACUGGCGACAGGAUAUGCUUGUUCAUUUUUUCAGUAAACAUUUCUAGCGUUA